Panonychus citri (citrus red mite) is the source of this 2674-nucleotide messenger RNA. RefSeq lists its product as uncharacterized. NCBI's taxonomy places the organism in Eukaryota, Metazoa, Arthropoda, Arachnida, Trombidiformes, Tetranychidae. Bases 143 to 2395 code for a protein of 750 amino acids. Gene Ontology annotation, molecular function: protein binding. The record is from RefSeq and is a predicted model, not a curated record. The transcript is spliced from 3 exons.
AAGAAACAAAAUUAACCAGUAACAGUGAAAGAAAACAAUUUAAACUAAAUUAAGAAAAAGUGAACAACUUGGUUAAUCCAAAUUAAUUUUUCCACAAAAAGAAAAUUUUUUUUUCUAUUCUAAUUUUUGUUCUCGGUUACCAAUGGUUACGCUUAAGACAAAGACUCAAAGUAAAAGCUCUGAGGUUGUUUUGGUCAAGAGUUCACCUUUAAUUGGAGCAGCGACAACAAUUCCAUCUACAAUUAACAAUUCGUCGUUGAUUAAAUCACCAAUCAGCUCUUCAUCAUCUUCUACAACCACAACUACCACCACAUUAACCUCAGUUAAUUGUUCUAGUGUUAAAAGUAAAUCAAUCUGUUCACCAAUCGGUGGUACACCGGUCAAUCCAAUUAACGUUAAAAGGACUAAUUGUGUUUCUUCAUCUUCCGAGUUAAUUAAAUCGCCUAAUCAAUUUUGUGCCAUCUUGGAUGAUUUUGUUUCCAAAUUCUCUACUGAUUCAGGGCAGAAAUUAACAUGUCUUAAUUUGUCAUUUUGCUCUCUCAAAUCAAUUCCUAAUCAAAUAACUAAAUUCAAAUGUUUAAAAAAUCUUAAUUUAAGCUGCAACGAAUUGACAUCGAUCACAUUUCCAUCUUCAAAUGAUACAAUUGAAUCUUUGGCCUUAUCGUUUAAUCAAAUAGCCAUAAACGAAUCCACAUUACAGUUAAUUGCUUCCACUUUCACCCACUUGGUUAAACUUAAUCUUUCUUACAAUUCUAUUGGUGAUUCAAAUGAUUUACGAUUACGAAUUGAUUUCUCUUCGUUUAAAUUUCUUCGAGAGCUCAAUGUAUCUGGAAUCUAUUGGCGUAACUUGAGAGGGAUUAAGGGUAAUUCGAUCAUUGAACGUUUUUAUCUUCACAGUUCUGGAUUAAUGGGAUUACCAUCUUUCGUUGGUUUUGAUUUAUGUGUUUCUCUUGAUUUAUCCAAUAAUGAGAUUAACUUUGACCGUCGAACCAUUCAAAGGAUAGUUCGUUAUCUUCCUUCACUCAGAUACUUGGAUAUCUCUGGUAAUUUAGAUAAUUAUUAUCCUGAUUUUCGGUGGACUGAUAAAUGGUCAAAAGUUGAAAUGGUUAAAACUCGUUGUUCUAACGAUAUCAACCCUAGUCCAGUAAUAAUGGCGAUGUCGAACAAAUUUCUAAGCGAUUUAAGUUCCCUUACGGUGGUUGAAUUUAAUUCACCAUCAGGAGAUAAUCCAUUAGAUUGUCGUAAAGGUAUUUUAAUAGGACUGAUCACUGGUGAUCCAAAUGCUGGUCAACUUGCUUCCAAUUUGAAACGAAUCUUUGAAGCUGAAUUAAUGUGCCCAGAAACAUGGGGAUCUUACAUGAAGAAUACAAUAUUAUCUUGUUACAAAUUUCUGGAUGAAGAACGUAUAUUAAGAUUGGAGAAGAUUAAAAAUCAGAAAAAAGUAGAGGAAGAAAAUAAUGCUAAUGGAGAGAUCGAUGGUAAUCCUAAUGUUCAGCAAACUGAAGAAUCAAAGAAAGAUGAAAAAUCUACGAAAGAAAGUUCUAAUGAUUGUCAACAAUCAAACAGGAAUAGUCGAAAAGAAUUGGCUAAUAUUAACAUUAUAUUAUGUCAUCUUGUCGCUGAAUCGGAUAAUCUAGUUAAAUUACGAUUAUCUCAUUGUGGAUCAGAUGUUAAGAUCCGUCUGGUUAAAGUUUCACCUCCAAUGCCAACCAAUAAUGAUAAAGAAAAUCGUGAUACAUCAGCAAAUACAACAGCAACACCACCACCAUCAACAACACAAUCAACAUCAUCAUCAUCUACAGCAGUUGUAACAUCACCAUCAUCAUCAUCACCAGAAAAACAGUCUGACAAUUCAUCAAAUAAUCAAUUGCUAUCAGGGCAAGAAGCCAACAGUUAUACAAGUUGUACCCAACGGGAAGUUGAUUUGUUUGAAGCACAUUCAUUUACCAUAACUGAUCCCAUUUGCCAGGAAUUAGUCUUAACCAAUGACCAGGAAAUCGUUUUUCUUGGAAUUAACUUUAUGCUCAAUGAAGAUCGUCAGUUGAAUAAAAUUUUACAAAGUAAAGGAUUCACUCUUCAUGAUAAACUGAAAAGAUACACGGAAUUGGAAUCAAGUGCAAGAAAUACAGAUGAUGUAAUUUCUUUUGCAAUUCAACUUCCCCCUCGAAUCAAAACAUCAUCCAUCGAAUCAAAAACCGAUGGAUCAGCAACAUCCGUUUCUUCAAACUCCAUGGAAUUCACUGAGAAAUAUAAAAGUUGGGAAUGUAUCGUGACCCAGAAUCAAAAUUUCAAAUUCAAUCAACGAUUAAUUACCAUGCCUUUAACCAAGAAUCUGAUGGAUAUUACAAAUUGUCCAGAAAAGAAAGACACAACCUCAACAGCGACGAAAACUUAAAAAUCAAACUCAAUGUAAUUAGAAAAUUUCAUUCAAAAGGAUUGAUUAUGGAUGAGCAUUGAAUUUAUUUAAAUUAACUUUUGUCAGAGAUACAAAUACAUACAUAUAUAUAAAGUAAAUGAUAACUGUAAACGUUAUUUGUAAAAUAAUGUUACAGUUAACAAUGAUGAGUGAGUAUAAUAUUGGAUAAAUUACAUUUAUGGUGAAAGAAAAAAAUGAAUUGGAAUAAAUAUUUUCUGAUUAGUCGUAUCACCAAUCAAUCAGAAACUACAAAAUCAA